UUUCGCUAUGCAAGCUGAUGAGCAGUCUCAACGCCUGAUCCACUCAGACGCGGUGAGCUCUGACGACUCCAGUGAGAAACCACAUACGCUGAUGGAGUAUUCCUUCGACCAUUUUAGACCUCCUCCCAAAAGAACCCUGUCUAAGACUCUCUCCCUGUCCAGUGCCAAGAGACGACGACAGGAGGAGCUAUGGCGCUACUCUAAGGAACCACUCAAGCAGCCAUUGUUGAAGAAACUCCUCGGGAAAGAAGAGCUCAGCAUGGAAUCAAUCAACUGCUUCCUCUCUAUACUCAAGUACAUGGGAGACCACCCAUCUAAGAGAACGAGAGGUAGCAACGAGACGACGGACCAGAUCUUUGAGCCCCCUCUGAAACAU
Molecule: messenger RNA, 376 nt
Organism: Lingula anatina
Lineage: Eukaryota; Metazoa; Brachiopoda; Lingulata; Lingulida; Lingulidae
Product: myosin-VIIa
Cellular component (GO): cytoskeleton; myosin complex
Molecular function (GO): cytoskeletal motor activity; protein binding; ATP binding
Source: RefSeq, a predicted model, not a curated record